UGUAGAAUUUUGUAAAUUUUAAUCUUAUUUUUGAUAUUGAAUAAAUAGAAUGGCUCGAGAAAGCAGUGCCGGAUUCGACAGACAUAUUACUAUCUUUUCACCUGAGGGAAGACUGUAUCAAGUUGAAUAUGCAUUGAAAGCUAUAAACCAGGGUGGGUUGACAUCUGUGGCAUUACGCGGUACAGAUGCAGCUGUAGUGGCAGCUCAACGCAAGGUCCCAGACAGACUACUUGAUCCUGUCUCUGUUACUCAUCUAUUUGCUCUUACUGAUAGAAUUGGAUGUGUCAUGACCGGGAUGAUUGCUGAUAGCCGGUCUCAAGUACAACGAGCUCGCUACGAGGCUGCCAACUGGCAGUACAAGUAUGGGUCUGAGAUACCUGUGCAUAUCUUAUGCAGACGCAUAGCUGAUAUCUCUCAAGUUUACACCCAAAAUGCAGAGAUGAGACCUCUGGGUUGCAGUAUGAUGCUGAUAGCGUACGACGAUGAAGCCGGGCCCUGUGUGUACAAAACAGACCCCUCCGGCUACUACUGCUCCUAUAAAGCUGUAGCUGCUGGUGCUAAGACAGUUGAUGGAAACGCUUAUCUCGAAAAGAAACUAAAAAAACGCUCGGACCUCAGCACCGAUGAUGCGAUUCAGCUUGCCAUCUCUUGUCUGUCUCAAGUGUUGUCUGUCGACUUCAAGUCCUCUGAGAUUGAGAUUGGUGUUGUCAGCAAAGAUAAUCCUAAGUUUCGGGUGUUGACUGAAACUGAAAUCGACAGACAUCUCACGGCAAUCGCUGAAAAGGAUUAAGGGUAGAUUAAAUCAAAACAAUUGUCUAUGAUACGUUUUUUAAUAAACUCUUAUCAUCA
Bombyx mori (domestic silkworm) is the source of this 849-nucleotide messenger RNA. RefSeq names its product proteasome subunit alpha type 6-A. Lineage: Eukaryota; Metazoa; Arthropoda; Insecta; Lepidoptera; Bombycidae. Gene Ontology annotation, biological process: ubiquitin-dependent protein catabolic process; proteasomal protein catabolic process. Gene Ontology annotation, cellular component: proteasome core complex, alpha-subunit complex; nucleus; cytosol. The record is from RefSeq and is marked provisional.